Messenger RNA from Plasmodium vinckei vinckei, 8343 nucleotides. RefSeq names its product conserved Plasmodium protein, unknown function. The transcript has 5 exons. Gene Ontology annotation, cellular component: endosome membrane. Gene Ontology annotation, molecular function: 1-phosphatidylinositol-3-phosphate 5-kinase activity. The record is from RefSeq and is a predicted model, not a curated record. Gene Ontology annotation, biological process: phosphatidylinositol phosphate biosynthetic process. NCBI's taxonomy places the organism in Eukaryota, Apicomplexa, Aconoidasida, Haemosporida, Plasmodiidae. Bases 1 to 8343 code for a protein of 2780 amino acids.
AUGGGGGAAACUGCAUCCGAAAAAUAUGUUAGCUUUCAAAAUGAUCUGAUUGAGGAUAAAUCAUCGCAUAAACUUUUUGAUUGGAUUCUUAAUUAUCCCUUUUUUAAUGAAAAUCGAAGUACUAAUUUACAACAAGGGGUUAACAAUGACAAUUUAAAUCACGAAAAUUCCAUCGACAAUGAAAAUGAACAGGCCGAGUUAAAAAAUGAAUAUAUUGUUAAUAAUACAGAAAUUUAUUUGAAAAGAGAGAACAAAGAAUUAACAACAACCAUGAUUAAAAAGGAGUUAAAUAAAAAUAAUUAUAGCGUGAUACAUAAUAGUAAGUUUUAUGUGAAUAUAAUUAAAAAGAGUGAAAGAAUGUAUAAAGUUUACAGUGACAAUUUAAAGGAAGAAGAGAGAAAAAAAAAAGCAUUUGAAAAGGCUAAAGAAAAGUUAUUAAAAAAACAGGACAAUAGUACAUAUAGUUUUUAUUCUUCAAUAAAUUUAGAUUCUAUUAAAAAAAAAAAAAAUAGCAUAAUAUUAGAAGAAUUUAAUCCAUUUUUUUAUUUUUUUGAACAAGAUCCUUAUAAAAAUAUAUAUCAUAACAAUUUAAAUUUUCCUUUAAAAAUUAACAUGCAAUUUAAUCGCUACUUUCAUAAAGUAAUAACUAAUCUACUUAUGUAUCAUGGGAUUAAAAAAAAUAUAUAUGUUAUAGUUUUAAAUAUUAUAAAUGAAAUUUCAAAACAUUACUAUAAUUAUGACUAUGACAUAUUAAACAAUAUAAAGGUUAAAUAUUUUCCCUAUAAAAAUAUAAAAAAUAGCUUUUAUCUACAAGGGCUAGUUUUCAGUAAUUGUUCCGUUUACUUUGACAAUUUAGAAAUAAAAAACCCUAAGAUAUUAUUAAUGAAUGCAGAAAAACCAAGCCAAUAUGAAGCAUUAGGAAGUUCAUAUCAUAAUAAUUAUAGUUAUGUAAAUUCUUUUUUUAAAAAACUCUCAAAUAAAAAUGUAAAUAUAAUAUUAGUGCAUGAAGAAUUACACUUUUAUAUUAAAAAAUUAUUAAUGAGUAAAAAGAUAUAUUUCUUUACUAGUAUAAAAAAGAAAAACAUAUUUAGAUUAUCAAAGAUGUUACGUACAAAGGUUUUAUAUUAUGAUAAUUUCAACAACUUUAAUAAUAGUUAUAUAGCUAAAGCAAAUUAUUUUAAAAUUCAAAAAUAUAAAAAAAAUAUAAAAAAUAUAUAUGUAUGUUGUAAUAAUAAUUUUAUAACUUUAUGCAUAUUUGGGAAACAAAAUAUUAGGGAUUCUUCAACUCAAAAUGAUACACAUGAUAAACAUUUUACAGACAAUAACAAGACUGAAAUAGCUAGUAGAUUAGGAUCUAGCCAAGACGAGGAAAAAAAUAAAACGAAAGACCCCCAUAUUGAAAAUAUAAACAAUAGUAAUAGUGAGAAAAAUUCUUUGGAAUAUUAUUUAAAAAAUGAAAUAAAAAGAGAAAAUAUUUUAGAAAAUUUAAUUUCUAUUUAUUACAAAAAGAAAAAUGAUGAUUAUAUUAUGGAUUACAAGUUUUUACACAAGGCAAAAAAAAUUUCAUUUUCAGGAAAGGAGAAAAAUGAGAAUAAAAAAAAAUUAUUAAUAAAUCAUUUAAAAAAUGUAAUAAUUAUUAAAAAAGUAAAAAAGAUAAUAAAAUAUUGUAUAUUUUUAACAUUCCAUAUUUAUAAGCAAAUGUAUUUAAACCAUUACAUGGGUAGAAUACUAGUACGCCCAUAUUUAAAUAAUAUAAGCAUAAACAGAAUAUCUGAUAAAGAUUGCAUAGAUUUUUAUGAAAAAUUAAAUAACUCUAUUAUAUCAUCACUGUCAAGUUUAUUCCUUUUUUAUAAUGUUCAAAAAAUUAAGAUCACUCCAAUAAAUUUGAUGUAUAAUUUAUUUCAUUUAAUAAAUAUUCAAAGCCCUGUAAUGAGAGAAAGAAUGAAAAUAUUGUACACACUUAUAAAACCUAAUGAUAUAAUAAAAGAGCAAAUAUAUAAUAAUUAUGAACAUUGUUUUUUUGAUAAUGCUGAAAAAAAUAAAAUAAUAGACAUUGUAAAUUAUUUUAUUUUUAACAGUUUUAUGAAAAAUUAUGAAUCAAAUUAUGAUUAUAUAUAUUAUUAUUUAAAUAUUAUAAAUACAACAUAUCUGCAAUAUACAUAUAAAGAUAUAAUAAUAAAUGAUGAUGAUCUUUUAAACAAUCAAUAUAUAUUGAAUAAUUCAUUACACGAUGAUACUAAUAUACAGAUAGAAAACAAAGUUAAUGAAAAAGUGGAAAAAAUUAUCGCAAAAAAUAUACUUUUUUAUUGUUAUAAUUUAGAAAUAUCAAAAAAUAUAGAAAUGAUAACUUAUUUUAUAUGUCCUAAUUAUAUGCAUAUAAAUAAUACAUACAACAAUAUUAAUAUGUACUCUUUUGGGAGCAAGUAUCUUACAAUUGAAAAUGUUUUUUACAAUUUUUUCUUUAACUAUAAAUAUAUAUGCGAUAUAUCCAUACAGCAGUUUGUGGAAAUGAUGCACUCUCUUAGUUUUACGAUGAUAUGCCCGUUGGGAUGCUGCUCGAACUAUUUGAUAUACCAUCAAAUAUGCAUUCAAAUACUUUUAAAAGGAAUAUUGAUAACUAUGAAAAAAGUUCAAAAUGAAAAUAUAGAAGACGAAAAAAUUAUGACAAUAAUAUGUACCAAAUGUCAUGUCACAAAAAAAAAAAUCAUUAAUAUAAAUUUUACUUUUAGUGAAUUUAUGCUAACUAUUAUACAUGGAGAAAAUUAUAAAAAUGUUCAAUGCAAUCACAAUGGGAAAUAUAAUAGCUAUGAAAUUUGUUUUAAAAAUAUCAAAAUAUCUUUUCACGCACAACAAAAUUAUAUAUGUAAAAUUGCUUCAAUUCAAAAUGAAAUAAAUGUAAUGGAGGAUAAUGAUUCGAAUAUUAUACAGAGACAAAGAAAACAACAUAAAUUAAAUAUAAAAAAAAAUAAUAUAAAGAAAAUUGUUUUAAAAUAUAUUGAAAAGAAUAUAAAAAAUAUUAUUCACAACAAUGUGUUUUAUUACUAUCCAUGUGUUUGUAUAACAAAAGAGAAAGAUCAUAAUAAGUUUUGUAGUUCUAGGAAAAUAGGUAGAAGACGAGAUAUAGAUCGGUCUAAAUGGCUAAACGAUAUGUAUAAUCAUUUUAAUAUAUACAAUAUUAUAGAGACUUUUCCACUUUUUACAAUCUCAAUGUUACCAAUGUAUUGCUCAUUAAAAUAUUUGAUAUAUAAUUGUGCGAUUAAUUAUUAUAGAUCAAAAAAUAAGCAUUUAUAUGAACAGAACAGAGAAAAAAAUAAGAAAGAAAAUUUUAAUAAUUCUUAUUCACCUAUAUAUUUUAGAAAUCAAUGUAAAAAAUGUAAAUAUUUAAAAAUUUCAAAUUUUUCAAUACUAGUAUUUUUUAAUAUGUUAUUUAUUAUAAAAAGGAUAUUUUGUAAUUUUUAUAUUUCAAUUAAUUUUGUUAUAAAUUUGUUAAAUAAAAAUAUAUUUAUAAAAUCGAAUGAUAUUUUGUACUGUCUUAAUUGUAUAUCCACUAUUAUUCAGAACAAUAAAAAUCAAGCAGAUGAGAAUUUUAAAGAAAUUGAAAAAGAAUGGGAACACAUUUCACAAAUAAAACCAGACUUACAAGAAUCUUUAAUUAACUAUAAUUUAAAUGAGAUUAUGAUUCGAGAAAAUAUUGUGUCUUUUAAUGAGCAAUCAAAUAAGGAGUAUAACAAAAGCAGAGGAACUUCAAACACUUCAAGCAUCCAAGUAGGUAUAAACAAAUCACACAGCGAAGAGUUUUUUAGUAAGCUAUCUAAUAAUACUAUUCGCAACGCAAGCUAUAAUAAGUUUAUUACACAGAACAGAGAAGAAUACAAUUUUACUAAAUACGUGAAAACGUUUACACUGAGUUAUUCGAAUAUUGGGGAUUUAAAUGGAAAUUUAGGCAACCAAACAAAUAAAGAGACUGUAAUAUAUGGAUUAAACGCAACUAAUGAUAAUAUUUCAUACAUUUUAAAUGACAUUUGUAAAAUAAAAGAUAUUUUAUUUAAAAAAUUUAUAGUAUUUAAAAAAUAUAAAAAAAAAAUGGAAUAUUAUAAAAAAAAGUUAAUUUAUAUUUUUAAAAAAAUAUAUUUUUAUGCAAUUACAAGUUUAAAGAAAAACAAUUUUACUUUAGAUAUGGACAUAUUCUUCUCAUUAUAUAUUAUGCUUUUAGAAAGGAUUAAUUUUAAAAUUCAAAAAAAUAUUGAAAAAAUGACAAAGUUUAUAAAUAAACCUAAAUUGCAACAUUUCCACAUUAGUAAAAAUAUUUCUAAAAGGGAGAGAAAAAGUGGCGUCUCGUUUUUUUUUGAAAACAUUCGAAAUUUAAAACCGAACAAGUGUACUAAUCAAACUAAUAAGACACACGCAAAAGUUCACAUAAAUGUGGAUAAAAAAGCAAAUAAUGAAAUUAAGAAAUGGAGAGAGGAAAUCAAUAAAUUACAGAAAUACAAAUGUAGAAGAAGAAAGUGUAAAAAAAACAAAGUUAAAAAUAAAAUUUGGACAACAAGACAUUAUUACACAAUAGGCAUGUAUAAUAACAACGUUAUUGAAACUGAAGAUGAUCCAAACAUGGGUUUUACAUUUGUUCAAAAUUAUGAUGUAUAUAAAUUAUACAUGAAAGAGGCUUAUUAUAUUUAUAACAUUGAAAAUUAUAGAAAAAAAAAAUAUAUAGACGAUAUUAACAAAGAAGAGAAUGAAAAUUCAAACAAAAAACAAUUUUAUGCACACAUAUCGAAAAUAGUGGAUUUAGUAAGAAGUGAGAAAAACCCAAAAAGCGAAGAAAAGGAUAAAAUAAAUAACAUAACAAAUGAGCAAGACAUAACAAAAGAGAAUUUUGUUUUUCUAUUUAAUCAAAAUGAUAUAGCUAAUUUAAUAUUUCAUUCGUUGAUAUCAAAUGAAUAUAAUAUAAAGUUAAAAAAAAUAUAUGAAGCUGAAGAAGAAAACAUAAUGGAUGAAAAAAAUUCAAAAAUAUAUAAUAGUAAAGAAGAAAAGAAUAUUUCGUCCUUUAGUAUAUAUGGAAACAAGGGAUUCGAGGAAGAAGAGAACGGAAACACUGGUUUAGGAAAUGAAAAUAUUCAAGAAAUUACUUAUGAGAAAAAACGCAAGCGAUUUCAAACUGAUAGUAGAAUUUUAAAAAGGAGAAAACAUAACACUUCAAAAAGAAUAAUAAAACAAAAUAAGGAAGUUAACCAAAAAUAUGAUAAUGGUAUCGACCAAUUUAUAAAAAGUAAACUAAACAAGCUACUAAAUGUGUCUCUUAAAAAUAAUAUGAUAAAUGAAUUUAUAAAUAGUAAAAAUGAUGAUUGUAUAAAUAUAAUGCUAAAUGAUAGUAUUACGGUUUCUAUAUAUUUCCCUCUUCAAUUUUAUUAUUUAAGAAAACAUCUAUGUAAAAAAGAAGAAUCAUUUUUAAUUUCACUUAUAAAAAGUAAUUAUAUAAAUUUUGAUCAUAAAAAAAAGCAUUUUAUUAAAACAUAUGAUGAUAAAUAUAUUAUAAAAGAAAUAAAUGCACAUGAAUUUAAAUCUUUUUUAACUAGAUAUAAAGAAUUUUUUCAAUAUUUUUCAAAUGUCUUUUUCAAAUCUCAAAAAUCAGCAAUGUGCUUUUUAUUUGGCUUAUAUCAAAUUUCAAUAAAAAAACCAAACCGGAAAACAUUAAAAAGCUAUAUUAUUUUAGAAAAUAUAAAAAUUGCAAAUCAUAAUUCAAAAGUAUUAAUUUUUGAUAUUAAAGGUGCUAGAAAAAAAAAAAACAUACAAAAAUUAAUUAAACAAAGUAGAAAAACUAUCUCGAUUUUUGACAAGAAUUAUAAUCUGUCUUUAAAUACAUGCAAAAUAACGCAAGAUGGCGAAAAAGAUGAAUCAGAUAAUUGUGGUUCGGGAAUUUCAAUGAAUUUGAAUUAUUUUAACAAAUACCUUAAAAAUGAAAAAAAAAUUAAGUUAAUAUGCAGAUCUUAUAAAAAUAAAAGGGAGAAAAAUAGACAGAUUUAUCCUAUAGAAGAAAAAGGGGAAGACCUAUUAAAUUCAGAGAUGGUUUUUUCAGGCAUAUCUAAUGGUAUUCAAAAUGAGUCUCCACAAAAAAAAAUGCAAACACACAAUAUAAGUCUAAGUAAUAACAGUAGUAGUAGCGGUCAAAGCAAUGAACAGAUAAUGCAUUGGGCAUACAUAAAUAUUAGAAAGAAAAUGAUGCGUGGUUUGAACUAUCAUUAUAAGAUUAAAUUAUUUGAAAUUUCACAGAAUGUGAUGAAAUUCAGGAACAGAUAUAUAGUGAUUAAAAUGGGUAAAGCUGUAGAAAUGGAUAAUCCAAAUGAAUGUAAAUUAGAUAAUGAAAUAACCCAAGGUAAAGAUGAAAAUGAUACAAAAAGAACAGAAAUCAAUAGUGAAAACAUUUUCAUGAAAGAAAUCAUUGCUAACACAAAAAUGUAUUUAGCGAUAAAUAGACAAGUUUUAAAUUUAAAAAAGAACAAAAUAAAAAAAAUUGACCGAAAAAAAAGAAGAAAAAAAGCAAUUCAAAGUAAAAAUCAUUUAUAUUAUUUAAAAAGAACAUUAUAUUUUUUAAGAAAAAAAAAUAAUUAUAUAUUAAAUAAAUAUAAUUUAAAUAGACAUAUAGUAAGACAUAACAGUAUAAGCGAAGAAAAAUAUGAUUUUAUUGAUAAAGAUAAUUUAUAUAAUAAAAAUUUAGAAGCAUUAAAUUCGAUAGAAAAAUAUAAUCAUUUUGUAGUGGAUAAUUAUAACAGCUAUAAGGGUUAUACUGUACUGUUUGAUGACAAUUUUCGAGAUUAUAUUAAAUCAAAAGUAAUAAAUUUAGAAUAUAAAGAUUAUAAAUAUUUGAUGGACUCAUUAAAAGAAGACAGUGAUUUUUUAUGCUCACAAGAUAUUAUGGAUUAUUCCUUACUUAUACAUAUAGACAUAUCAAAUCAUGUUAUCAUUUUUAAAAUAAUUGAUUAUUUAAGACCAUAUACUUGGGAUAAAUCUGUGGAAAACUUUAGCAAAAGUGUUCUUUAUUUGACAAAAGGUUAUAGGCCAACUAUUAUACAGUCUGAAUAUUAUAAAAAAAGAUUUAUAAGUAACAUAAAGAAAUAUGUUUCAUUUUAUAUUCCUAUACAUGCUCUUAAUAAGGAUAGUGUUUUUAAGAUAACACCUAAAUCGAAAAUAAACGAAUAUGAAGAAUCUAAUGAAAUUGAAAAAGCAGCCACAAAUGAAAAAAGUUUCUCUAUUAUUACAUUGAACAAAAAUAAUCCUUAUAGAAAAUAUUUUUUUUAUAAUUUAUUUAAUAUAAUUAUACGAUAUUAUGGAAAUUUUCACAUAUAUAUGAAAUAUUUUAUGACGAAUCAAAAUAAUUUACAUAUGCAUUCAUUUGGAACAAAUAUUUAUUCGAAAAAAAAUUUAUUUAUUUUUUUAAGUUAUUAUGCAAAAGAAAUGUAUAUAAAAAUGAUUACAGAAAAAGAGGAAGAAAACAAAGAACAAAAAAAAAACUAUAACAACUGUAGUAACACCACAGAACAGCUAACGUUAUAUAUGCAAAAUAGAGAUCCAUUUUUUAUGUGCUUCAAUAAUGUAGGCAAUGAUGGUUUUAGGCACAUCCAAAACGAAGAUCAAAAUGAUAAUAGUAACAAAUUAACUCUACAUAGAGAUGGAAUAAAUAGCGAAGUACCAUCUCCAAAUAUGAUAAAUAUAAACUUAUUGAAUAAAAAUUUUAUAAAUAAUACAAAUAACAAUGAUUAUGAUAAAAUGACCGAGGUUAUUGAAUAUUUAAGAAAUCCUAUUUUUCCAUAUUAUACAGUAGAACAAUAUAAUUUCUUAAAUUAUGAUUAUAUAGAUGUUAGAAAUAAUAAUAUCUAUGAUGAUAUAUUUUCACAAAUUUAUAAAAAUACUUUAUAUUUUCCAAAUAUUCUUAAUAUAAAUGAUAAGAAAAAUGACUUGAUCCAUUUUUCAAAAAUUCAACCAAAUUCCUUUUUUAAUUCAACAAAUAAUUCUUUUGAUAUAAAUAAAUAUAAAAUGCUACAAAAUUUAUUUUAUAACCGAAUUUCGGAAUUUCAAAUUACGAUUUUAAGAAAAUUACAAAAACAUAAUUUUAACAUAGAAAGUAUUUCAAAUUAUGUUCAAAAUAAUUUAUAUAUUGAAAUGAAUGAUGUUAAUCUUCAUCACAAUAAUAUAAAUUAUUUGGAUGUCUAUAACAUUUUUAAUAUUUGUGAAAAAAAUUUUAAUACGAAAUACAAGAGAAAAAGCCGUAGAAAAGGGAAUAAAAAAAGAAAAGACAACGUUCUUUUGUACAUUCCGUCUUAUUUUUUAUUUGCACUUGAGAAGAAAUAA